This is a messenger RNA of Oryzias melastigma (Indian medaka), 2753 nucleotides long. RefSeq names its product cadherin-like protein 26. The transcript is spliced from 16 exons. The record is from RefSeq and is a predicted model, not a curated record. Gene Ontology annotation, biological process: cell morphogenesis; cell-cell junction assembly; adherens junction organization. NCBI's taxonomy places the organism in Eukaryota, Metazoa, Chordata, Actinopteri, Beloniformes, Adrianichthyidae. Bases 11 to 2053 code for a protein of 680 amino acids. Gene Ontology annotation, cellular component: plasma membrane; adherens junction; catenin complex. Gene Ontology annotation, molecular function: calcium ion binding; cadherin binding.
GAAAGACAGUAUGAAGAUCACUUUUCUGGUUCUUUUGGUUAUAUUUCCAGCUUUGUCUUUCUGCAGUGGCUGCGAGAAUGCUAGGAAAAAACGGGAUCUUCUGUUGCGCACCAAAAGGAGAUGGGUCCUGUCUACUUUUCAAAUUGAAGAGGAAAUGACUGUGAUCUAUCCAUACUUUCUUUCAAAGACGUAUAAUGACAAAUCAGCAAGUGGAAAAUUUAGGUUUGAAAUAAGUGGAGAUGCUGUGGAUCAAGGAUAUUUAAGUAUUGAUGAAAACACUGGAGCAAUCUAUUUGCACAAACCUGUUGACAGAGAGAAACAUCCACGCUUCCAUGUCAUUUUUGAUGUGUAUGACAAAGAGACUAACCUAAAAAUAGACAAGAAACUGGCAUUUAACGUGGAUGUAAACGACAUCAACGACAACCCACCACAGUUUAUCAAUAUUCCUGAAACUGUUACUGUGAAGGAAAACCAAGAGGAAGGCUUACUGGGGGUGGAAGUGAUUGCUUAUGACCCGGAUGAGGAAAACUCCUUAAAUUCAAGAUUCAACAUUAGUGUGAUUGCACAGCAUCCACCAGAGCCUAAGAUUCAAGCAAAAUGGAUCAGUGAAAGAAUGGUCCAUCUGACAGUUGAUGGAUGUUUUAACUAUGAAAAAGAUAAGAAGCACAGUAUUACUCUUGAAGCAAAGGAUCAUGGAACCCCUCCAAUGUCCUCCACAGCUGUGAUCAUGCUAAAUGUUGUUGACUCAAACACAAACAAAUACAUGCCAGUGUUCAAGGAGAGAGAAUACCAGACUUUUGCUGUAGAAAUGGAGACCCAUGAUGACAUUCUGAGAUUGGCAGUAGAUGACAAAGAUUCUUCCAACACUGAUGGCUGGCAUGCAAAGUACUUCUUCAUCAGUGGGAAUGAGGAAGACAUCUUCAAACUGGAAACAGACCCAAUAACAAAUGAGGGGAUUUUGAGCAUCACCAAGAAAAAGAAAUAUGGAAAAAUCACUACAGUCAACUUGCGGAUUGGGGUAGAAAACAUUGAACCCUUUUCUAAGUGUGAAAAUGGGAAAUUGAUUAAACAGGGAAGCAAACUUCCUGACUCGGUCAGUGUCAAGAUUCUAAUGAUUAAAACCAAUCACCCACCAGAGUUUCAGAAAACAAACAUAGAUGUGUUUGAGAAAGAAGAAUCUGAUCCAGGAAAGGUUCUCUUCACCCCAGAGGUUCAUGAUCCAGAUUCUACUUCCUUCAGGUUUGUACUAGUAGAAGAUCCAGCUAACUGGGUAUCUGUUGAUGAAAAAACUGGAGAAAUCAGAACAACUAAGAAGAUGGACAGAGAAUCACCCUUCGUGGAUGAUGACAAUGUUUACAAAGUCGUCAUCGCUGCCAUAGAUGAUGAUUUUCCUCCAGCCUCAAGCUCUUGCACCAUCAGUAUCCACCUGGGAGACAUCAAUGACCACAAGCCUCAUCUGGUCAACAGCAGUCUCAUCAUGUGUGGACACAGGAACAACAAAGUGAUGCUUUAUGUAGAGGAUUUGGAUGCUGAUCCCUACAGUGGACCCUUUUCUUUUCACUUAGACGAUUACGAAGAUAUGAAGCAAUGGAAACUAGAUCCUGCUUAUGGUCAGCAAGGUGGCCUUGUCACCCUGAAGCCACUCCCUUCUGGAAACUUUUCUGUGUCUCUGUUGAUUCGAGAUAAACAGAACAAUAUUGGACGUAAUACGUUGGAAGUUCAGGUUUUAGUUUGUGGAGACAGAUAUACAAGUUAUCUUAAAAAAAUUUGUAUGAGAGAAGAUGCCUUUGGACCUAUUAUUGCUGGACUACUUUUAUUUUUACUCUUACUUCUUGCUUUCUCGUGGACUUGCCAAUAUCUGCCAUUUAAAGACUUGGGGGAAGGAGAAACCCAGACUCCUAUCUUUUACAACCAGGAAGGAGGGGUCCCUGUAUGCAAUACUGAAGUAGUUUGUUUGCCACCAACAAGUGGACCUGUCUACAUCUACUCGACAAAACCUACAGUGACUCCACAGAAGAUGAACAAUAACUUCUAUCAACGAAAUCCCACAUAAACCAUGAGGGCCAUUUCAGGGAAAGUACUGCAAUUGAUGAAAGUUAUGGUCAUCUACCAACCCACCAGCUACGGCUAAAAAGGCUACGGCAACAAGUAGAAGUCACUGAGCAAUCUUUCACUCAGCAUUCGCUGACAAUUUUGCAAUUUCUGGAUGAUUUUGAACCAAAGUUAUCCAAGUGUCUCCAUCUAUUUAAAUCAAUCUCUGAAUGUAUUGAUGGACAUUUAGCUGGAUGUUUUAUUGAAUUUGUGCAAAAAAUAAUUACCCACAUGACUCAUGUUCAUGCACUUCAAUUAACUCAAUGUUUGCACUCUUAACCCCUUGCAUUUGUAGAGAGAAAAACAACAGCAACACAUCAGAAAUUCUAGCAGCAACAAGAAAAAAAAAAAAUCAAACCAAAGAGGGCAGCAGAAAGUCACAAGGUGUCAAUACAACAACAGGGUUACAAAAAUUCUCUAUGGCGAUCUGAAAAUUGCAAAACAAUAAAUAACAAAAAAGUUGUGCACCUCUCAUUUAUCAACAGCAAGCAAAAUGUUAAUAAUAUAAAAUAUGCAACAAUAAAUGAAGGUUUCAGGAAAAAGUCAGAACCUAUAAUAAGAUGUGUUUAUGCAUAUGUAAGUUUAAGCUUUUACAGGUGAAAUUGUACAUAUGGUAACUUAAUACUACAUAAAAUUAAAAACUUGAUAAAAAACUACUCCCU